Messenger RNA from Sus scrofa (pig), 13193 nucleotides. It is a transcript of the gene DSCAML1, whose product is annotated as DS cell adhesion molecule like 1. The record is from RefSeq and is a predicted model, not a curated record. Gene Ontology annotation, cellular component: plasma membrane; axon. Gene Ontology annotation, biological process: brain development; dendrite self-avoidance; axon guidance. NCBI's taxonomy places the organism in Eukaryota, Metazoa, Chordata, Mammalia, Artiodactyla, Suidae. Gene Ontology annotation, molecular function: cell-cell adhesion mediator activity.
UAUGCCGUGGGUGGGGCCCUAGAAAAGACAAAAAACAAACAAACAAAUAAAAUAACAUUUCUUCUCAUAAUUUUACAGGCUAGAUUCUGGCUCCACACAUUCUCCAGCCCGAUUUCUCUUCCACACCCACCCACCCACACACACCCACACAUCUCUAGUGCAGGAACCUCAGGCCAUAACUGUGCUGUGAUACAACUUCUGGCCCUGUAACUUCGUGUCCCAAAGCCAAGGACUUGGCCCAAUGGUGGUCAUAUGCCUGUAGCCGUUUCCUCACGGGGGUGUGGCUACAUCGUAGUGCCAACUGUUCGGUGCACAGCACACAUGUCUCACCAAUCCCAGACUGAAUGGAGCCAUCACUCACUGGCUUUGAGGGACCCUUGGAUCCCCAAAUGGACACUAGAGAAGUCAUCAUUGAUUGCCGAUUAGCCAUAGUGUUCUACCAAAAUUACCCAUAUCAUCUGACCAUGUGAACACAGGAUGGGGGCCCUCCAGGGCCCUGGAGCUUAAGUGGUAUUAGUUUCAUGGUAGAUCCGCUUCUGGGUGCAUCUGAAACCUCUGAGUUUCAGUUUCUUCAGCUGUGCCAUGAACAAAACUCUUCUGGCCCCAUCUGUCUGUUUUGGAUGAGAAUCUGAAAUGAAAGAAAAUGUGAAGGCUCUGGUUCCUAAAAGUCCCGUGUGAUGGUGACACUGAGGAAGAGGACAGUGAUGCUGGCUAAGAGGGGGAGCUGCUGAGAUGUUGGCCUCAAGGUCAGGAGUGGGUGCUUGUGUCACAAGCUCCUGUGGCUCUGGGCCCAAAACGCUCAUAUGAGAAGGACAAAGCCUGAGGCUUUGAUUCCAGUUACAGGACAUGCCUCUGGAAGGCAUGAUGUGUGAAGUUGUAAUCAGGUAUUUGCAGCCUUGUGGGAAUGAGCCUGCCUGGUCAUUAAAUCCACACGGAGUGCCCCUUGGUGGAGGGAGGCGCCAGGCCAGGCUCUGCAGGUACAAACUCAAAGGGGUUUGGAAGAGGAGACAAAUCAGAUAUGUGCCCAACUAGCCACGAUGCAGGACCCAGGGAUGAGGGCCACAGGCCGAGGAGACGUCUGGGGCAAGCAGAGCCCCGAGCAAGGCUGGUCCGGGAAAGCUGGGGGUGCUUGCCCAGGCCUUGCCGCACCCGGAGGCUCACCUGGGUGGAGAAGGGCACGGGGCACUAGAAAAAGGAGUGAGACGCAGAGCACGCAGACCUUCCGGAGAGAAGAUGCUGAAAUACAAUGCGAUGAGCACAUCUGUGAGCGCUGCGUGGGUCAGAAGACCUGCAGGGCAGCCUGGGGAGCCAGCAAAGCCAGCUCCCCUCAUGGACUUUUCCUGUGUUUCUUUCUCACUUGGUUCAGAUUCCUCACCCCUAGAGAGACACAUGGCAAUGAGCUUCAGCGGCAGGGAACUUUGGCUUUCUGGAACCUCUCUGGGCUGGCUUCUCCGCCAGUUUCAGAGAUGGGAGCAGAGAGACGAUGGUGGGAGAGCAGCCAUGGUUAUUGAGGGGUCUUCCCAGCCCAUGAACAACCCUCCUGAGACAGUGGCAAUGGGACCCCAGAGACUCCACCUGUGGGGAAGGAGCCUCAGGGAUUUGGGCCCUUCGUUCAGUGAGCUCAGAACUGCGAUACUAGCAUUGGACACGCUGAGAGGGUAAGUGGCCAAGUGUGACUUAGAUAUUGUCUGAGCUGGGCCUAUGGCAUUUUGGUUGAAGGAAUGUCCAGGUAAUUGAACUGGCAUGGGCACCCCUUCUCUAUAGGCACUAUAGUUUAUGAAUUGCAAUGAUUCACCCUGUCUCAAGAUGACGGAAGUAUUUGAGAUGCAUGUGCAGGCAUUUGAAACAAACACAGUUGAUUUUGUGUAGGUUUCGGGGUCUGUUUGCUUCUGAAUCUCUGUGCAUGAAAAUAUAUAUUUCUGUUUCUCUGCUGGCAUUAGAGAACAGGCCUGGGUAUGGGAAACUGAAGCCCAGCAUGAUGAAGUGACUUGUUCAAGGUCCGACAGCUUGGCUAAGGUGGCAAAGGUGAGACCAGAACCCAGACUAUCUGAACCGUAGACCAGGACUCUUCAUGUGACGUUGAAAUCAAUUACAAAUUGAAAAAAAAAAAAAGGGCAGGGAAAUCCUUAUUUGUUUUUUUCCCUCCAAUCAAUGAGUAAGUACUAAGAAGGUCAAUCCCGAAUUAGCUAUAUAGCCCAAAUGUCAAGUUUUUACCACUGACCUGGUUCAAUAUUGAUUUCUUUUAUGAAACCAUAUUUAUCCUGAAGUUGUUAAAGAAUUUCAGAGCACAUAAGAAGGCUUUGCUAAAAUAAUUCCAUGCCUUUGUUUUUGAAGAAAACAUCCAAAAUAUAUAAGCUGUUGUUUGAAUGAAACAAUAAAAACAUCUGUUGUUUCUCACGACAGCUCUCAUCUUAAUAUAACAUGGCAAAAUAAUACCCCUCAAAUAUCCAUGAUUAACCUGAAUUGGAAACGGUCCCCUCCCAGUGUCUUCAUAUAGCUGCUUCGAUUGGCAUUGGUAACACACACACACACACACACCAGCUACAUCAUCACCCAGCACUCUGAUGCAACAGAAUAUUGAGAUUAGUCAUUGUUCUAAAAUGGAUGGUGUGUCCCUGCUGGAAUUGAAUCCCACGCAUUUGAGGCUCUAAUGAAAUAUAUUAGGGCAUAUGCAUCGGUGUUGAUGCAGAAUUUUUGGACUGUAUUCAAAUUGCCUCUGAGCACAGGUGUGCCUGUCAUUAAGUGUUUAUGUUUACCUGUACACAUGGAUGUUUGCCUGGGCAACUGUGUUUGUUCUCACUUUGGUGUGCAUAUAUUUGCGUGUGGGUGGGAGGGCUUCCAUCCAGCUUGGGACUUUGAAGGAAUUGUCCGUUUAUCCAAAUAAAAAAAGAGCCCCCCUCCAAAAUGUCAGCUGUGAGGCAAGCAUCAGGGCUUGGCGUGGGUGUCGGUGACACAAGCACCCACGCUCUUCCUCGGAGGCUUGCUUUUCCCUGGGGUUCCCUUGCUGAGAGUCUUGCUGACUCUGCCAAGCUAACUCCCUCCCAUACGACUCCAGGAACAGGGGACUGUGGAAUACAUCUGAGCCAGACGGUCACUUUCAAAGACAUUGUCCUAAAUAUGAAGGAGGCGCCAAGCCUAGGAAAGUACAAAAAGCCUAAGGGCCAUCUGGUUUUGGUCCUGUCCUUGCCGACCCUCACUCUGUGGGUUUCCAGCGUCAAGUUCCCCUUCCUCUGUGUUUCUGCGGCCUCUUGCUCGAGUCCUGAUUCCUGAGCUCUGCUGUGUGGCGGCUGGGCUCUCAUGCCCACAUCCCCUCCCCCACCCCCUACAGGUCAAGUUCCUCUGAAUGAAGCCAACAACAUGCGUGAUACACGUAUUUACUGUGAUUACUUCGUGCCAGCCGUGGGUCUUGUCUUAUUGAAUCCCCACAAGAGCUCUGCAGGGGAGAUGCUGGCGCUGUCCCCACUGUACAGGUGAGGCAACGGGGGCUUGACACGCAUUCAUUCCCCAGGGGGGCACAGCUAGUACGUGGCCAAGUUAGGCUGAGAUCUCAGCUCUGGCUUAAGCCACGCUCCUCAUCAUGACGUGAUAAGGCCUCCUCGUGUUAGAGGGAGUCCCCAGUGUGCCCCCCUCACCUGCCCUGGUUCCUCCACGCUGCCUCUUCAGGAGAGAGCCGGUGAAUAACCUCCCUGUCCGGUAACACCCGACUCUCUCCAUAUUGAUGUAGUUAGUCCCUUAAAGGCCGCCAGGUGUAACUAGCAUAAAGGGACACUCAGGUUAUAGGAGGUACUUCAGGUAAAUGGAAAGCGAAGGGUCCUCCUCUCUCUUUGCAGCAUGUGGGGCAUGAACAGCUGUGCUGCGCCCCCCAGGCCCACUCAGGGCCCGGCUCCUUCCAACAGACAGCAGCCCCUUUCAUCCUGUCUGGCUUAGCAGUUUAUUUUAGGCAUGGCCUGACCAGGUGCUCUGGGUCAAUAGGCUUAGUUUUAAAUAACUGGAUUCCUCUCAGCAACCGUCUCCUUUAGAAGCGGAGGAACACGACGCAAGAAUGAGCCCAGCAGGCUGGCGGUGGUGAGGGGAGCCAUCAGCCAGAAGCCUGGAGACGGCUGGACUCUGUCACUGCCUGCAUGACCUCGGUGGGUCCAUUGCUGCCCCCCCCGACCCGGUGCUGGGCCUCAGCUUCCUCAUCCGUAAAGCAGAAGGCUGGGCGGGGUCAUCUCAAACACCUGUGGCAGUCUGCCCCCGUCUCUGUGCUCUGCCUGUGUUUACAGAGCACAAAACACCUAGUGAAAAAGCAUCUGCUUUGGAGAGGUGACUUCGCAUCAUGGAGCUGGGCCACCAAGGGAGGAAGCACGGUGUGGAGCAAGCAGCUCUGUCCCUGAUGUCGGGAGACCUGGAUUCUGGUCUUGCUUGUGAUACAAACUGAGUGACCUUGAACAAGCUAAACCUUGCUUUUCUCACCUGUUUUAAAAAGGAGUGCUAAAGCUUCAAAGGUUAUUGAGAGGAUCACAUGGAGCAAUCGCAGGUGAGAGCCCUUUCAACUCUGAAAGUACUAUGCAAAAAAAGUAAGUGCACCUGGCAGUUCCUCAAAAAGUUAGAAUUACCAUAUGAUCCAGCAAUUUCCACUCCCCCAAGAGUUGAAAGCUGGGUCUCAAAGAGCUACUUGUACACCAUGGUCAUGGCAGCGUUAUUCACAAAAGGUGAAAGUUACCCAAAUGUUCACUGACAAAUGAAUGAACAAAGUGAAGUCUAAAGGUACAAUGGAAUAUUAGUCAGCUAUGAAAAGGAACAAAAUUCUUACACAUGUUACAACAUGGAUGAAUCUUGAAGACAUUAUCUUAAGUGAAAGAAGCCAGACACAAAAGGACGAAUAUUGUAUGAUUACACUUAUGUGAGUUACCUAAAAGGCAAAUUCAUAGAGACAGAAAAGUAGAUUAGUGGUUAUCAGGAGCUGGGGGAGAGGGGAUUCGGGAGUUAGUGUUUAUUGGGUGCAGAAUUUGUUUGGAUGAUGCAAAGUUCUGGAAAUGGAUAGUGGUUAUGGUUAGACAACAUCACGAAUGCCACUGAAUAGUACACUUAAAAAGUGUCAAAACUAAACUCUGUAUCAUGUAUAUUUCAACAUAUUAAAAAAGGUAAAUGUACACAAAGUUUUUUGGUUAAAAUCACUAGGGCUAUCGGCAAAACCUGAGAAUGAGGAGUCCUAGUUCUCCUGUCUGAUCCUGGGCAAGGCGUUUUGGGGAAGUAAAUUUUCUUCCUUUGUCAAAGAGGUUAAACUAUGCUCUCUCCCUCCAUCUCUCCCUCUCUGCUCCAGUCCCCCUGCUCACCUCAGAAAACUGGGUCAAAAUUGUGCCCUGCCAAGUGGCCAGGGCAUAUCAAGGUAGCAUCCCUUACCCUUUAGGAAACGAGGCCCAGCCUGGCUUAUUCCAUUUACAGGGCUACAGAGGAGCCCUUCUUUGGACCCUGCGUGGGCCCUUCUUUUGGCAUUACAACAUAAGGAGGGUUUUCCAACCAUACUAGUGUUUUCACAGCGUCCUGACUCAGCCUGCCUCGGUCCCCACUGCCUAACCUGGCACACGGCAUGUGCUCAGCAUUCGUUCUGUAACUAAGAUACCCUCACUCAAGCCCUAUUCAGUUCUGUGCCGACUUUAUUCAGAAUGGUAUAAGGAAUAAACCAGUUUCUGUUCAGUGAGAAAGCUGCAGGGUUGGGGGGGCACGGGAGGAAGAUACCAGAUACAGCAGACAUGAAACUAUUUAUUGCAAAUAAUGUCUAGGUAUCACACUGUAACCAGUGCGAGGUCAAUGCCCACGGAGUGCUGGAGUGGGCUCAGCUGGGGCUCCCGGGGUUGCAGAAGUAACUAGAGCUUGAAAGGGGAUGCACCUUUAAGCUUGGAGGUGGGCCGGACUCCGUGGGCGGGGGGCUCCAAAGGGUCUUGGUCUGACUUUUACUCCGGUGCUCAUGCUUCCCUAUCCAAGGGGGUAAACUGAGUCAGAAAGAGGCAGGGAGCCUGGCCCCAAGUGACUGGACCAGAAGAAACCGGGCGUCCUUGGCCUGAGCAGGGCGGGCUCUUGGCACACGUAUGACACACGCCUGUGCGCGACCGCAGGCUUCGAGCCGGUGGGUGGCAGGGACCCCUUGCCUCUCAGAGGCGAACCCCCGGCCAGGGCCGUAAGUACGGUCCGGGCCCCCGCCCCUGUGCUUGGGCUGGUGAGGCUGGGGCCGUCUGGGCUCGUGGCUCGAGCGGAGCUCCCCAGCCGAGGUGCCGCGGGGGGGCGGGGAGAGCGGCCGCCUAGCCCAGCCCCGCGGAUGACAGGAGCCAGGGAGCCGAGGAGGGAGGAGCCGCCGCCGCCGCCGAGCGCUGGGCUGAGGAGCAGAGAGAGCGGGGCGCGGAGUGCGGGCGGCUGGGAGCGCGCUGAGCGGGGGAGAGGCGCUGCCGCACGGCCGGCCACAGGACCACCUCCCCGGAGAAUAGGGCCUCUUUAUGGCAUGUGGCUGGUAACUUUCCUCCUGCUCCUGGACUCUUUACACAAAGCCCGCCCUGAAGAUGUUGGCACCAGCCUCUACUUUGUAAAUGACUCCUUGCAGCAGGUGACCUUUUCCAGCUCCGUGGGGGUGGUGGUGCCCUGCCCGGCCGCAGGCUCCCCCAGCGCGGCCCUUCGAUGGUACCUGGCCACGGGGGACGACAUCUACGACGUGCCGCACAUCCGGCACGUCCACGCCAACGGGACGCUGCAGCUCUACCCCUUCUCCCCCUCCGCCUUCAAUAGCUUUAUCCACGACAAUGACUACUUCUGCACCGCGGAGAAUGCUGCCGGCAAGAUCCGGAGCCCCAACAUCCGCGUCAAAGCAGUUUUCAGGGAACCCUACACCGUCCGGGUGGAGGAUCAAAGGUCGAUGCGUGGAAGCGUGGCCGUCUUCAAGUGCCUCAUCCCCUCUUCAGUGCAGGAAUAUGUUAGCGUUGUGUCCUGGGAGAAAGACACAGUCGCCAUCAUCCCAGAAAACAGGUUUUUUAUUACUUACCACGGCGGGCUAUACAUCUCUGACGUGCAGAAGGAGGACGCCCUCUCCACCUACCGCUGCAUCACCAAGCACAAGUACAGCGGGGAGACCCGGCAGAGCAAUGGGGCCCGCCUCUCUGUGACAGACCCUGCCGAAUCAAUCCCCACCAUCCUGGACGGCUUCCACUCCCAGGAAGUGUGGGCCGGCCACACCGUGGAGCUGCCCUGCACCGCCUCCGGCUACCCCAUCCCUGCCAUCCGCUGGCUCAAGGAUGGCCGACCCCUCCCGGCAGACAGCCGCUGGACCAAGCGCAUCACAGGGCUGACCAUCAGUGACCUGCGGACCGAGGACAGCGGCACCUACAUUUGUGAAGUCACCAACACCUUCGGCUCGGCAGAGGCCACAGGCACCCUCACGGUCAUCGACCCCCUUCACGUGACCCUAACACCAAAGAAGCUGAAGACCGGCAUCGGCAGCACGGUCAUCCUUUCCUGCACCCUGAUGGGCUCCCCAGAGUUCACCAUCCGCUGGUACCGCAACACCGAGCUGGUGCUGCCCGGCGAGGCCAUCUCCAUCCGCGGGCUCAGCAACGAGACCCUGCUCAUCACCUCGGCCCAGAAGAGCCACUCCGGGGCCUACCAGUGCUUCGCCAGCCGCAAGGCCCAGACCGCCCAGGACUUCGCCAUCAUCGUGCUUGAGGACGGCACGCCCCGCAUCGUCUCGUCCUUCAGCGAGAAGGUGGUCAACCCCGGGGAGCAGUUCUCACUGAUGUGCGCGGCCAAGGGUGCCCCGCCUCCCACUGUCACCUGGGCCCUGGACGACGAGCCCAUCGUGCGGGACGGAAGCCACCGCUCCAACCAGUACACCAUGUCCGACGGCACCACCAUCAGCCACAUGAAUGUCACGGGGCCCCAGAUCCGCGACGGGGGCGUGUACCGGUGCACCGCACGGAACUCGGUGGGCAGUGCUGAAUAUCAGGCGCGAAUAAACGUAAGAGGCCCCCCCAGCAUCCGGGCCAUGCGGAACAUCACGGCCGUUGCUGGGCGGGACACCCUUAUCAACUGCAGGGUCAUCGGCUACCCCUACUACUCCAUCAAGUGGUACAAGGAUGCCCUCCUGCUCCCCGACAACCACCGCCAGGUGGUGUUCGAGAACGGAACCCUCAAGCUGACUGACGUGCAGAAGGGCAUGGACGAAGGGGAGUAUCUGUGCAGCGUCCUCAUCCAGCCCCAGCUCUCCAUCAGCCAGAGCGUCCACGUGGCCGUCAAAGUGCCCCCUCUCAUCCAGCCCUUCGAGUUCCCGCCUGCCUCCAUCGGCCAGCUGCUCUACAUCCCCUGCGUGGUGUCUUCGGGGGACAUGCCCAUCCGCAUCACCUGGAGGAAAGACGGACAGGUGAUCAUCUCAGGCUCAGGCGUGACCAUCGAGAGCAAGGAAUUCAUGAGCUCCCUGCAGAUCUCCAGCGUCUCCCUCAAGCACAAUGGCAACUACACGUGCAUCGCCAGCAACGCAGCGGCCACCGUGAGCAGGGAGCGCCAGCUUAUCGUGAGAGUGCCCCCUCGAUUCGUGGUGCAGCCCAACAACCAGGAUGGCAUCUAUGGCAAGGCUGGUGUGCUCAACUGCUCGGUGGAUGGCUAUCCCCCACCCAAGGUCAUGUGGAAGCAUGCCAAGGGGAGUGGGAACCCCCAGCAGUACCACCCCGUGCCCCUCACGGGCCGCAUCCAGAUCCUGCCCAACAGCUCGCUACUGAUUCGCCACGUCCUGGAAGAGGACAUCGGCUACUACCUCUGCCAGGCCAGCAACGGCGUGGGCACUGACAUCAGCAAGUCCAUGUUCCUCACUGUUAAGAUCCCCGCCAUGAUCACCUCCCACCCCAACACCACCAUCGCCAUCAAAGGCCACGCAAAGGAGCUCAACUGCACGGCGCGGGGAGAGCGACCCAUCAUCAUCCGCUGGGAGAAGGGGGACACGGUCAUCGACCCGGACCGUGUCAUGCGGUAUGCCAUCGCCACCAAGGACAACGGCGACGAAGUUGUCUCCACGCUGAAGCUCAAGCCUGCCGACCGUGGGGACUCUGUGUUCUUCAGCUGCCACGCCAUCAACUCAUAUGGGGAGGAUCGGGGUCUGAUCCAGCUCACCGUGCAAGAGCCCCCUGACCCCCCAGAGCUGGAGAUCAGAGAGGUGAAGGCCCGGAGCAUGAACCUACGCUGGACCCAGAGAUUCGACGGGAACAGCAUCAUCACGGGCUUUGACAUCGAAUACAAGAAUAAAUCAGAUUCCUGGGACUUUAAGCAAUCUACCCGCAACAUCUCCCCAACCAUCAACCAGGCAAAUAUCGUGGACUUGCACCCAGCGUCUGUGUACAGCAUCCGCAUGUACUCCUUCAACAAGAUUGGCCGCAGCGAGCCGAGCAAAGAGCUCACCAUCAGCACUGAGGAGGCCGCUCCUGAUGGGCCCCCCAUGGAUGUAACCUUGCAGCCAGUGACUUCACAGAGCAUCCAAGUGACAUGGAAGGCACCCAAGAAGGAGCUGCAGAAUGGUGUCAUCCGGGGCUAUCAGAUCGGCUACCGAGAGAAUAGCCCUGGCAGCAAUGGGCAGUACAGCAUCGUGGAGAUGAAGGCCACUGGGGACAGUGAGGUCUACACCCUGGACAACCUCAAGAAGUUUGCACAGUAUGGGGUGGUGGUCCAGGCCUUCAAUCGGGCUGGCACAGGGCCCUCAUCCAGCGAAAUCAAUGCCACCACCCUGGAGGAUGUGCCCAGUCAGCCCCCCGAGAAUGUCCGGGCCCUGUCCAUCACUUCCGACGUGGCCGUCAUCUCCUGGUCGGAGCCCCCACGCAGCACCCUCAAUGGCGUCCUCAAAGGCUAUCGCGUCAUCUUCUGGUCACUCUACGUUGAUGGCGAGUGGGGCGAGAUGCAGAAUAUCACCACCACGCGGGAGCGGGUGGAGCUGCGAGGCAUGGAGAAGUUCACCAACUACAGCGUGCAGGUGCUGGCCUACACGCAGGCCGGGGACGGCGUGCGCAGCAGUGUGCUCUACAUCCAGACCAAGGAGGAUGUUCCAGGUCCCCCUGCUGGCAUCAAAGCUGUCCCUUCAUCCGCCAGUAGCGUGGUCGUGUCCUGGCUGCCCCCAACCAAGCCCAACGGGGUGAUCCGCAAGUACACCAUCUUCUGCUCCAGCCCCGGGUCUGGCCAGCCGGCUCCCAGCGAGUAUGAGACGAGUCCAGAGCAGCUCUUCUACCGCAUCGCCCACCUAAACCGUGGGCAGCAGUACCUGCUAUGGGUGGCCGCCGUCACCUCCGCUGGCCGAGGCAACAGCAGCGAGAAGGUGACCAUCGAGCCUGCUGGCAAGGCCCCGGCAAAGAUCAUCUCCUUCGGGGGCACCGUAACAACACCCUGGAUGAGAGAUGUCCGGCUGCCUUGCAAUUCAGUGGGCGACCCAGCCCCUGCUGUGAAGUGGACCAAGGACAGCGAAGACUCGGCCAUCCCCGUGUCCAUGGAUGGGCACCGGCUCAUCCACACCAAUGGCACGUUGCUGCUGCGUGCAGUGAAGGCUGAAGACUCAGGCUACUACACCUGCACAGCCACCAACACCGGGGGCUUCGAUACCAUCAUCGUCAACCUUCUGGUGCAAGUUCCUCCAGACCAGCCCCGCCUCACUGUCUCCAAAACCUCUGCUUCGUCCAUCACUCUGACCUGGAUUCCAGGUGACAACGGGGGCAGCUCCAUCCGAGGCUUCGUGCUGCAGUACUCAGUGGACAACAGCGAGGAGUGGAAGGACGUAUUCGUCAGCUCAAGUGAGCGGUCCUUCAGGCUAGACAGCCUCAAGUGUGGCACGUGGUACAAGGUGAAGCUGGCGGCCAAGAACAGCGUGGGCUCUGGGCGCAUCAGUGAGAUCAUCGAGGCCAAGACCCACGGGCGUGAGCCUUCCUUCAGCAAAGACCAGCACCUCUUCACUCACAUCAACUCCACGCAUGCUCGGCUUAACCUGCAGGGCUGGAACAACGGGGGCUGCCCAAUCACGGCCAUCGUGCUGGAGUACCGGCCCAAGGGCACCUGGGCCUGGCAGGGCCUGCGCGCCAACAGCUCCGGGGAGGUGUUUCUGACUGAGCUGCGAGAGGCCACGUGGUACGAGCUGCGCAUGAGGGCUUGCAACAGCGCUGGCUGCGGCAACGAGACUGCCCAGUUCGCCACCCUGGACUACGACGGCAGCACCAUCCCACCCAUCAAGUCUGCACAAGGCGAGGGGGAUGACGUGAAGAAGCUGUUCACCAUCGGCUGCCCGGUCAUCCUGGCCACACUGGGGGUGGCACUGCUCUUCAUCGUCCGCAAGAAGAGGAAAGAGAAGCGGCUGAAGCGGCUCCGAGAUGCAAAGAGUUUGGCAGAAAUGUUGAUAAGCAAGAACAACCGGAGCUUUGACACCCCUGUGAAGGGGCCACCCCAGGGCCCCCGGCUACACAUUGACAUCCCCAGGGUCCAGCUGCUCAUCGAGGACAAGGAGGGCAUCAAGCAGCUGGGAGAUGACAAGGCUACCAUCCCUGUGACGGAUGCUGAGUUCAGCCAAGCUGUCAACCCGCAGAGUUUCUGCACCGGUGUUUCCUUGCACCACCCAGCCCUUAUCCAGAGCACAGGACCCCUCAUCGACAUGUCUGACAUCCGGCCAGGCACCAAUCCAGUGUCCAGGAAAAAUGUAAAGUCAGCCCACAGCACCCGGAACCGGUACUCAAGCCAGUGGACUCUGACCAAGUGCCAGGCCUCCACACCCGCCCGCACCCUCACCUCUGACUGGCGCACUGUGGGCUCCCAACAUGGUGUCACUGUCACCGAGAGUGACAGCUACAGUGCCAGCCUCUCCCAGGACACAGACAAAGGACGAAACAGCAUGGUGUCCACCGAGAGCGCCUCUUCCACCUACGAGGAGCUGGCCCGGGCCUAUGAGCAUGCCAAGCUGGAGGAGCAACUGCAGCACGCCAAGUUUGAGAUCACCGAAUGUUUCAUCUCCGACAGCUCUUCUGACCAAAUGACCACGGGCACCAACGAGAACGCUGACAGCAUGACAUCCAUGAGCACACCCUCAGAGCCUGGCAUCUGCCGCUUCACCGCCUCCCCACCCAAGCCCCAGGAUGCCGACCGGGGCAAAAACGUGGCUGUGCCCAUCCCUCACCGGGCCAACAAGAGUGACUACUGUAACCUGCCCCUCUAUGCCAAGUCGGAAGCCUUCUUCCGAAAGGCAGACGGGCGCGAGCCCUGUCCUGUGGUCCCACCCCGCGAGGCCUCCAUCAGGAACCUGGCUCGAACCUACCACCCCCAGGCUCGCCACCUGACCCUGGACCCUGCCAGCAAGCCCUUGGGCCUCCCGCACCCGGGGGCUCCCGCUGCCGCCUCCACAGCCACCUUACCUCAGAGGACUCUGGCCAUGCCAGCCCCCCCAGCCGGCACGGCCCCCCCAGCGCCCGGCCCCCCUGCCGAGCCCCCGGCUGCGCCCAGUGCUGCCCCUCCGGCCCCCAGCACCGAGCCUCCACGGGCCGGGGGCCCACACACCAAAAUGGGGGGCUCCAGGGACUCGCUUCUUGAGAUGAGCACGUCGGGGGUGGGGAGGUCUCAGAAGCAGGGGGCCGGGGCUUACUCCAAAUCCUACACCCUGGUGUAGACGCACAGCCAACGAGCGGCCCCAGGCCUGGACCUGUCUGCACCUCCAGCCCUCACACACCAACUUGGCUGAUUUCCUGCAUUAUUUAUAUUAAACCGACAGACGAAAACCAAGCAACAAGGAAAAGACAACCCCCAAGUCAUGAACACUUGUACAUAGAACUCUUUUGUACAAAUGAAACUAUUUUCUUCUUCUCCAUGAAGCCAGGGCACAAAGAAUUUGACAGUACAAGUCAACCCCCCCCAACAAAAUAUGUGUGGAGAGAUAUAUACGUAUAUAGAGGGGUAGGAGCACGCCGACAAGCUAUAUAUCUAUAUAUUUCUCUCACCUUAUUUUGAGACAGAGGCACAAAGACUCAGCAAUUUUUCCCUCCUCCUCACCCUCCUUCCAAUCUAGGUGGUUUUGACAAAGACCAAAAUCCCAACUCAGAGACACUGCAUGCGAUUUUACUGUUCCAAGAAAACCAGGAGUUGCUUCAAUUUGCAGAUGCUUAUGUGUUAAUACCUUUUUCUAUGAAAAAAGACCCAGCGCCGUGUGCAAUAAAGGUUAUGUUUCU